Bipolaris oryzae ATCC 44560 is the source of this 396-nucleotide messenger RNA. RefSeq lists its product as uncharacterized. The record is from RefSeq and is a predicted model, not a curated record. NCBI's taxonomy places the organism in Eukaryota, Fungi, Ascomycota, Dothideomycetes, Pleosporales, Pleosporaceae. Bases 1 to 396 code for a protein of 131 amino acids. The transcript has a single exon.
AUGCCCUCCUUCCAGCAAAUCCCUCUUGCCCUCUGCGCCCUGGUCGCAACCGCUGUCGCCACUACCUCUUCCGACACCAUCAGCUACGAUGCCACCGUCUACAUCACCUCAACCAUCACCCGCGUCAACACCGUCACUGCCAGCUCUUCUCCCACCGGCGCCCCCGUGAACCAGACGUCCACCAUCAUCGCCAGCCACCCCACCGCUGCGCCCUCUUUCAGCUCUUUUAACGCUGGCAACGCUACCGGCGUCGCGCCGACUGCUGCUCCCUCGGCGUCUACUGCUACCCUCCCCAGCGCUUCCGCCCCUGCCGCCUUCCCUGGCGCCGCCUCUUCUCUCACCGCAAACGUCUACCUUGCCGUCGUCGCUGCCGGUCUUGGUUACCUCGUCCUCUGA